This is a messenger RNA of Athene cunicularia (burrowing owl), 3754 nucleotides long. Its product is annotated as electrogenic sodium bicarbonate cotransporter 4-like. The record is from RefSeq and is a predicted model, not a curated record. Bases 411 to 2552 code for a protein of 713 amino acids. Gene Ontology annotation, cellular component: plasma membrane. The transcript has 16 exons. Gene Ontology annotation, molecular function: sodium:bicarbonate symporter activity; monoatomic anion transmembrane transporter activity; solute:inorganic anion antiporter activity. Lineage: Eukaryota; Metazoa; Chordata; Aves; Strigiformes; Strigidae. Gene Ontology annotation, biological process: regulation of intracellular pH; transmembrane transport; bicarbonate transport.
UUUAACCUGGGAUCCGCAGAGCGUUCGGCAGUAGACAUCGAUCCGAUGGUCGCAAGAGCAGCUUUAUCUCAAGGCAGUCUGGGCUCCCGCACCCGCCAGUGCCUGUGAUUAACUCCGUGGCCCCGUCCUCCGAUUUCUGAGCGUUUUUGGGGAGCUCGAGCAGAAAUAAGGGAUUGGAGACGUAACCCCGGUGAAAUUUAUCUGGAUUUUCUUCAAAAUGAGGUGGAGCGCGGGCAGGGCCGGGAGCUCACUGUGGCAAGGGAGAUGCGGGCACUUGCAGGAGGUGCCAGAGGGUCCCCGGUGCAUCCGCAGGGAAGCUCCUGACUCCCCGGUGCAUCCUUGUCCCUUGCUGGGAAGGACCCUGUGACAUCUCCAGGCCUACGUCUCAGCUCUCUCCGAGCGGCAGCACCAUGCUGGAGGAUGAGGAUGGGAUGAGCGAGAGGGGGCUCAGCACCUCGAGGAGGAGAUACGACGAUGAGGAAGAUUACCACUCCAUCUACAUCGGGGUGCCGGUGCCCCGGGGGUACCGGAGGAAGCGGCGUCGGCGAAGAUCUGUCUCCAGCCGGGACAGGACGAGCGAGAGCGAGCGGCACUACGAGCGCCAGGAUCGCUCCGACACCGACGACGGCGGCCACGGCUGCUACGAGAGCGGCAACGACAAUGCCAGCAGGACCAUGUCACCGGCUGCCGAACGCCUCCGUUACAUCUUGGGGGAAGAUGAUGAGCCCCCCAACCCCACACUCUUCACGGAGAUGGACACGCUGCAGCACGACGGUGAGGAGAUGGAGUGGAAAGAGUCGGCCAGGUGGAUAAAGUUUGAAGAAAAGGUGGAGGAAGGCGGGGAGAGGUGGAGCAAGCCCCACGUGUCCACGUUGUCUUUGCACAGCCUGUUUGAGCUCCGGACGUGUCUACAGACGGGAACGGUGCUCCUGGACUUAGACGGCUACUCUUUGCCCCAGAUUAUAGAUGACGUCAUCGAGAAGCAGAUCGAGGACGGUCUGCUCAAGCCAGACCUGCGGGAUAAGAUAAGCUACGUGCUCCUCAGGAAGCACCGUCACCAAACCAAGAAGCCAAUCCACCGGUCCUUGGCCGACAUCGGCAAGUCCGUCUCCUCCAACACAACCCGCAGCCCCGUCCGGAGCCCGGGCACCGGCACCGCCUUCCACCGCUCCACCGAGGACCUGCGGAUGCGGCAGAGCGCCAGCUACGGCCGCCUGCGUCACGCGCAGAGUCGGAGCAUGAACGACAUCUCGGACACGCCGAGCACCGACCAGUUGAAGAACAAGUUCAUCAAGAAGAUCCCCAAGGACGCAGAGGCCUCCAAUGUGCUGGUGGGAGAAGUGGAGUUCCUGGAGAAGCCCUUCGUGGCUUUCGUGCGGCUCCUCCAGGCAACGAUGCUGGGAGGGGUGACAGAAGUGCCCGUCCCCACCAGGUUCCUCUUUAUUCUCCUUGGUCCCGUGGGAAAAGCCAAAUCCUACAACGAGAUCGGCAGAGCCAUUGCGACUCUCAUGGUGGAUGACCUCUUCAGCGACGUUGCCUACAAAGCCCGGAAUAGAGAAGACCUGAUUGCUGGCAUAGAUGAGUUCCUGGAUGAAGUCAUCGUCCUGCCGCCUGGCGAGUGGGACCCCAACAUUAGGAUCGAGCCACCCAAAAAAGUGCCCUCGGCUGAGAAAAGGAAAUCCAUUUUCUCGCUGAACGAAGUGGGGCAGAUGAACGGCAUGGCCGGCGGGGCGGGCGCCGGGGGCGGUGGAGGAGGCAGCGACGAUGGGGACAUGCCCGAAACUCAUGACAUCGGGGAAGAGCUUGCGUGGACCGGCAGGUUUUGUGGUGGCCUCUAUUUGGAUGUCAAGAGAAAGCUGCCCUGGUUCCUGAGCGACUUCUAUGAAGGUUUCCAUAUCCAGUCCAUCUCUGCCAUCUUGUUCAUCUACCUGGGCUGCAUCACCAACGCCAUCACGUUCGGGGGCUUGCUUGGGGACGCUACAGACAACUACCAGGGCGUCAUGGAGAGCUUCCUCGGCACGGCCAUGGCAGGCUCCAUGUUUUGCCUCUUUGCUGGGCAGCCGCUCAUCAUCCUCAGCAGCACCGGCCCCAUCCUCAUCUUCGAGAAGCUGCUCUUUGACUUCAGCAAAGGCAACGGCAUCGACUACAUGGAGUUUCGCCUCUGGAUCGGCUUGCACUCUGCCGUACAGUGCCUUAUCCUGGUGGCCACUGAUGCCAGCUUCAUUAUAAAGUACAUCACGCGCUUCACAGAGGAAGGCUUCUCCACCCUCAUCAGCUUCAUCUUCAUCUACGAUGCCAUCAAGAAGAUGAUCGGAGCCUUUAAGUACUAUCCCAUCAAUUCGGACUUCAAGCCAGACUACGUGACCAUGUACAAGUGCGAGUGCGUCGCUCCCGACCCAGGUGAGUACACAUCUUUUUCGGUGCCAGAUGGGGAAGAUGAAGAGGGUGGGGGGUUCCCGCUGUGGAUAAAUCCCACUGGAUCGUUGGCUAAGGACAUGGAAGGAGGCAGCUACCUGGUCAGAGUGGAGUGGAGAGACCUCGUCCUCCUCUGAGGGUGAUUUUGGGCAAGAGGAAAGUAGAUCCUUGUCCCCGGUGGAUGAACACAUCGGUGCUUGCCAGAACACGGCGAUGGCGCUGGAGAGCCGGGGCCUCAGCCUGGAGCAGCCAGACCUGGAUGGACAAAAAGGAAAUAUGAAGAAAAAAGAAAAAAAAAAAAGACAUUUUAGAUCAUUAAUUCCAGCCUACUGCCAAUGGAACCUUGCUCUCCAGAAAAUAUACACCAGAGGGGUUUUGUCCUCUCCAGUAUCUCUGGGAUGUCCCAGUGGGGUGUGGAAACCUCCUUGGAACUGUUUUUCUCCUCUUUCUUACUCCUUUUCAAAGAGGAGAGGCCAUCGGGCUCCGAGCAGACAGUCUUUUGACGACUUCCCCGGUUUUGCUCGUGGAUAGACGUACCAGGUGAUCCCCGGUCUGAACUGUGCCGCUCGGAUGUUCCCGUGGCCACCUGGAAGGGGGUGGAGAUCUACGCUUUGGGCUCAUGGCACUGACCACCUGCUCUCAGACAAGCGAAAUUUACUGAAAAAGUCUAAACGCUAACGGUUUGGGGAAUUACCAGCUGCAGCCGGAGGAGGCAGAGGGGUGUGACGGUGAAGCUCUCCCCAGAAAUGAAAGCAUCCAAGACGCGCCACACCACGUGUUCCCAACGCACCUGCCAUUGCAAGGCGAGAUCUUCCCUGCCGCCAUGGCAAUAGCACUUACUUGGUUUCAUUCUGUAUUUUCCCUCGGUUUCUGUUUAUCAGCUCCCCGAUCCCGCUGGGUUUUGAAAGCCCUGCGUGCAGUGGGGAGCAGCCGGAGACGACGGAAUCCUUUCCCGACCAAAACCCUCCCAAAUUUACCCUGCAGGAAGGCGAAGCCUGAUGCCCGGCGGGUCCCGAAGGGGACCGUGACCUCCAUCCACCCGCGUGUGCCAGCACCUGCCCGGCAGCACCCGCCGCCGCGGCCUAACACAGGAGGGAGGCGAAGCCUUUAGGCUCCGGGGAGGUCUCCCCCUUUUCCAAACCCCCCCAUCCCAAGCAAACCCCAGGCAGCCAAGAGGCUUUUGCACCCCAAAAACCUUAAACCACUUUGCAACCCAUAAAAUGUUUUUAGUUCCUCUCCCUCGCUGCCCCGGGCACCCUUGGCAGCGGUGCCCACAUUGGAUUUUCCAUUCCUCUAGAUACUGAGAAAAUAUGUUUACUCCCCACUACAUCCUUUUUUU